Molecule: messenger RNA, 2607 nt
Organism: Sander lucioperca (pikeperch)
Lineage: Eukaryota; Metazoa; Chordata; Actinopteri; Perciformes; Percidae
Exons: 1
Coding region: 1-2607 (868 amino acids)
Biological process (GO): DNA integration
Molecular function (GO): nucleic acid binding; zinc ion binding
Source: RefSeq, a predicted model, not a curated record
AUGCGAGGAGUGAGAGGGACAAGAGGCGGUCAGACAGAGAAUAAGAAGACUGAGUCAACUCAUACAGAGAGAGGACAUCGGGUGGACGGUGAAGACGCAAUGGAGGAGGAAGCACUAAAAGGAGCAUCAUGUGUUGAGGAUGACAAUGGCAGAGAGCCAACGCUGAGUGACCUGGCAGGGAUUAUCCGGUCAUUUGCGGGUCAACAGGAGGCCCGGGAAGAAGAAUGGAGAGCGCAAGCCAAACGCCAGGAGCACCAGUUCAAGGCACUACAGCAUCAGUUUCGCCUUCUGCAGCAAGAGGUCGAGGAUCGUACAUCUCCAGUCCCCGAGCCUACUUCCACAGUACCGGAUCCCUUUGAGGACCACAAUUUGAAUGAGAAUCAUCCAAGAGCUCAAGCCUCACCCUCUACAGAGUCGGUCCACCCUACUAUGUCUUCAGUAGGUCAGUCUCGAUCUCUUUAUGAGCCUAGACUUGAAAAAUUAACAGAAAAUGAUGAUGUUGAACAUUUCCUAAUUACGUUUGAGAGAAUUGCAGUAACAUGUCGGUGGCCAAAAGUGGACUGGGUUUUUCGCCUCCUUCCACUGCUGACUGGUAAGGCCAGAGGAGCCUAUGUGCAUAUGGAUAUGGAUGAUGCUCAUGAAUAUGAUAAAGUGAAAUCAGCGAUUCUAAAAAAGUAUGAUAUUAACCCUGAGACCUACAGGCAGAGGUUCAGAUCCCUCCAUGUGGAACCUGAGGAGAGCCCCCAGGAGCUGUAUGGGAGGCUGAAAGAGCUGUAUGUCAAAUGGAUACAACCGCAAGGUAAAACACUUCAUGAAAUUAGUGAAGUUCUGAUCAUGGAACAAUACUUGAGAAUGCUGUCCCCUGAGCUUCAGGUUUGGGUAAAGGAGCAUGGGCCGAAAUCUGCUGCUGAAGCUGCCACUCUUGCGGAUGUGUUUGUGGCUGCCCGGGAAAAAGGCCAGCCAUGGAGUAGUAUGGGUGGCAAGGACUGCCACAGGCCCAUACCCCCUCAGCACCAACAGAGGUCGGCAUCAGGAGCGGGUAAGCCUUCCAUGAGGGAGAACCAAUAUGCACCACCCAGAGCUCCUAACCGAACACCAAUUUGUUACUUUUGUGGACAGGAAGGUCAUAUUAAACCGAUGUGCCCAAAGAAUCCAGUCAAGCUGACCCAGAUGUGUUUUGUUCCACGCCAGAGUGUUAACCCUGAACCCAAAGGUAACUAUAUCAGGAAAAUGGUUGGUGUUAAAAUCAAUGGGGUAAACCUCAGAGCCCUGAUUGACACUGGCAGCACUCAGACCCUUGUACAGAGAAAGUAUGUACCAGCUAAUGCUAUCUGCACCUUGGAGACGGUUCCUAUUUGCUGUGUACAUGGUGAUGAGAAGUCUUACCCCACCGCUGAUAUUUAUCUGGAGAUAGAAGGACAGGCUUAUCUGUUAAAUGUGGGAGUUGCGGAUCACUUACCUUUCCCUGUAGUUUUGGGUGAAGACCUGCCUGUGCUCUAUGACUUGAUAAAGCCAGUUCAAAGUUGUAAUGUUGUCACUAGAGCUCAAGCUAAGCAGGUGGAUGCAGAUUCCAUAGCUCUCAGUGCCUUGCCCUUCUAUGAUGCGGAGUUUGAGUCAUGUCCCGGGAAGGCUCAUAAGACCCGCAGUCAGAGAGGGCAAGACAAAUUUCGGGGCACGGCCAUACAACCACCAGCCGAGACUACGCCAGAUAUGCCCCUGGGUUUUCAAAUACCUACUGAUAUAAUGCAAAUGCAGGAAAAUGAUCCAACUUUGUCUACCCUUUUGCAGAGAGCACGAGAAAGGAAGCAGAUUAACUCUAAUGACAGGGGAAAGGAGUAUGUCCUACAAAACGGGGUUCUUUAUCAUCAGAAUGGCCAGGUGAAGCAGCUAGUGGUCCCACAGGCGGCCCGAGAAAUAGUACUUACCUUGGGCCACUCAAUUCCCUGGGCUGGCCACUUAGGGAAACACAAGACCACAGCUCGUAUCAAGCGCCAUUUCUAUUGGCCAGGUUUGCAAUCUGACAUUGCCCAUUUCUGUAGAAGCUGCUCUCAGUGCCAAAAGACAUCAAUGAAAAGUCCCUCCAAAGCUCCACUUCAACCUCUCCCAGUUAUAAGUAUCCCCUUUGAACGCCUUGGGAUGGACAUUGUUGGUCCGGUGGAGAAAAGCAAAACAGGAAACCGUUUCAUGUUGGUAGUAACAGACUAUGCAACCAAAUAUCCAGAAGUCUUCCCAUUGAAAUCAGUUAAAGCAAAAACUGUGGCUUUUUCCUUGGUGCAAUUUUUCUCAAGAGUUGGUUUCCCUUGUGAAAUCUUAACAGACCAAGGUACUAAUUUCAUGUCUAAGCUUUUGAAACAGGUUUACCAACUUCUUGGCAUAAAGAGGGUAUGCACCACUCCCUACCACCCGCAAACAGAUGGGCUGACGGAGCGGUUCAAUCAGACCCUCAAGCAAAUGCUCCGUAAGUUUGUGAAUGAGACUGGAUCUGACUGGGAUCAAUGGCUUCCCUACCUCCUCUUUGCAUACAGGGAGGUACCCCAGGCUUCCACAGGUUUUUCCCCUUUUGAACUACUGUAUGGUCAUGAGGUGAGGGGUCCCCUGCCUUAUUGA